AUUCUAUUUACGACCAGCCAUGAUUUGGCAGCCUUUAGCGUGUUUCUUGUGUACCUAAGUACUUGACUGUCGCGACGGUAACCCUGGUGAUGCAAUUGUCUACAUAGCUAGACGAAAUACACUGCACACCUUUUAUUUUUUCCUUCAUACCUACACAACUUUUUUUUUACACGUCGUUCCAUAUUAACUCACAAUCUUUCCCCUCAUCCACACAGUUCACGUGCGACUAAUCUCAACGAUCACCACCCAUUUUGUAUUCUCAUUAUUCUCGUCGCAAACGAUUAUACCUUGAGAAGUAUAUUGCAACCAUGGAUCCAAACGCCCAAGCACCUCGCGAAGACGCUGAUCCUAAGAUAACUGCACCAGCCAAGGAUAAGCAGGCGGCAACGACGGUGGCAUCCGAAUCGACGCCCAAGCUCAAGGCACCAUCCAAGGCAAAGGCACCACCAAAGGCACCACCAAAGGCAAAGCCAACGCCCAAGGCAAAGGCGACGCCCAAACCCAAGGCGGCACCCAAGCCCAAGGCAGAGCCGAAGGCGAAGAAGGAACCGAAGCCGAGGGCGCCUCGAAAGACCAAAGCGUCACAACCGAAGUCCACGACCAAGAAGGCCGGCCCAGGGACUCCUGCCGCCAGAUCGAGCAAUCGGCCGAGCAAUGCAUCUGCCCAAGAUGGCUCUACCUUGUUUCCUCGAAAUCCCACACGUCCAAUUAUUCACAUUUCAACACCAGGACCUAGUCAAUCUCAACCUGAACCUUCAACAUCUCGCCCCCCCAUUGUGCCAGAACUUAUCGAUAGCCACCACUGGUAUACAGCACCCGUCGAAAGCGCAUACAUUUCGACCACAACACCUUCAUCUACACUUGCCGCAUCUACACCCAAUCAGCCAGGCGCCGAGACAACUACCAGCAGCAGCCAGAAUCCUGCGAUGGCAGAGAAAGAUUCUCAGACAAGCCCCUCCAUGGCUGAGGCACCGGCGGCGCCUUCAGCAUCGUCGGCACCGUCGGCAUCGUCAGCACCGUCGGAUCGGCCUGUGGGUGGACGUGGUCGCGGUCGCGGUCGUGGCCGAGGCCGUGGCGCACCCUUCCCGAGACGACAAAGGGUUGAACUUCAUCCAGAUGACCUCGAAAACGUGGAGCACGCGCCAGUGCAGAUAGCGGGCCAACCUAGAGUUCACGUUAAACGCCAAGAGAAGCCCAAGACAGGGCAGAAACGUAAGAUGGGCGAUGUAGAGACAGAAGCCAAGACUCAGGAGGAAACGGAGACAGAGGGUACCAGCAAGCAGAAGAAGAAGCGGAUUGGCACAGCUCAACCUUCUGAAGAUCAAGCCCCCGGACCUAUCAUAUCUCAAUACCGCCCCUUGGAACUGCACGCUCCUAAGCCUCGCCCCUCGGGUCAUAGUAGUCUGAUUAAACAGCCAGUUCCUGGCGCUUCUCACGGAUCUACAUUAGGCACACCUUCCCGAAACUCUCAUUCGGCAAGGCCUUCUCCGAUCAACCUAGAGGAUAUUCAUCGCCUAAGCGUGUCACCGACGCGCAGUACUGCAUCUAGGGCUAGCUCUCAUCGAUCUAGACUCUCACCUAUUGCACUAGGCGUUGAGCCCUGGGUUCCUGUAUUGAACAUGCCUGGAAAUGGAGCUCCUCGCCUUGGACCUCCGGGUCAGGUACAUGGAAUGCCUUAUGGCGCUACUAAUUACCCUGGGGUUGCAGUUCCUAAUGCCCCCGCAGCAAACAUGCCUCGUCCCGGAACACAGCGUCCUAAUGCCCCCGGAGCGAACAUGCCUCAUCCCGGAACACAGCGUCCGAAUGCCUCCGUGGCAAGCAUGCCUGCUCCUGGCACACAGCGUCCUCCUGCUUAUAUCCCUUACACUGAGAUCCGCCGUUACGCGGCCCGACCUCAGCCCCAAAUGCGCAAGUGUCGACGCUGCGGGAGACAGUUCGACCUGAACCAGGUUAGCACGGAUCGAUGCCCAGCAUUAUAUAUUCAGUACAUCCCAAACCCCUUAUACCCUACGCGACGGAGAGGGUCAUACCCUUCAAAGGGGAAAUAGAGCACAACAGGUCCCAGAUGUGGUCCUGCUGUGGGCACGAUGUGAACAGC
This is a messenger RNA of Annulohypoxylon truncatum, 2098 nucleotides long. RefSeq lists its product as uncharacterized. Bases 309 to 2048 code for a protein of 579 amino acids. NCBI's taxonomy places the organism in Eukaryota, Fungi, Ascomycota, Sordariomycetes, Xylariales, Hypoxylaceae. The transcript is spliced from 2 exons. The record is from RefSeq and is a predicted model, not a curated record.